AUGGCCUCCGCGGGCUCUUCGCGCGGUGGCUCCAACGUCACCGCGCUGGCGUCGAAACUAUAUGAGGAGUGCCGUAAUAACUUCUCGCCGGACCAUCUCUUCUACCAGCAGGACCUGAUCGGCUUGGGGAUCAUACCGAAUAAUGACUUGGCUCUGCUGCUCCAGUGCACUCAAUCUCUGGUUGACCAGAAACUGUUCCGUCUGUUGCAUGGAAAGGAUGAUCGUCUGGCAUGGAAGGUGAUCUCGCAGGAAGAUGCUGAGAAACUCCAGAACCUGAGUCCCGAUGAGUCCCUGGUCUACAAUGUCAUCCAUUCCACUGGCCGAACAGGCAUCUGGGUCCGUGCUAUUGGAAACCGUACGAAUCUGCACAAGAUGAUCCUGGACAAGUGCCUCAAGUCCCUCGAGAACAAGAACUACAUCAAAGCCGUUCGCAAUGUCAAAUUCCCCAACCGCAAGAUGUACAUGCUAGCGGGUCUUACGCCCAGCGAGGAUGUCACAGGAGGAGCAUGGUUCACGGAUGGAGUACUGGAUGCGAAUUUCAUCAAUGCCCUGGCCGGUUUCGUCGAGCUCUAUAUAAGCCGCAGAAGCUGGUACGAAGUUCCCUCCGAACAGCGCAACAAGAGACAAAAGACAAGCACGGGCGAAGCCAUCACCAAGAAAGAGCCUACGGAGAAGGAAUACUUGCCCUACCCGGCCGGGUACCAGGGAUACCCGACCGUCACCCAGAUCACCGCCGAAGUGAACAAGACCGGCGUCACCCCCGUGAUGAUGGGCGAAGAAAGCAUCUCGCAGUUACUUCAGAUGCUCUGCUACGACAACAAGCUCAUCGCGAUGAACAACGACCAGGUCUAUAAAGCCGUUCGGAAACCGAAUGCCAUCAAGAGCGGCGCUGCAGCUGAGACGGCCGAGAAGGAGGGCCAACUAGGCAAGAAUGGCAUGACGGAAUCGCCAUGCGGACAAUGUCCGGUAUUCAAGCUCUGCAUCCCCGGCGGCGCAGUCAGUCCUGAAACCUGCGAGUACUUCGAUCCAUGGCUGGAAAAAGCCUUCGGGUUCUAA
Molecule: messenger RNA, 1056 nt
Organism: Paecilomyces variotii
Lineage: Eukaryota; Fungi; Ascomycota; Eurotiomycetes; Eurotiales; Thermoascaceae
Product: putative DNA-directed RNA polymerase III subunit Rpc34
Exons: 2
Coding region: 1-1056 (351 amino acids)
Biological process (GO): transcription by RNA polymerase III
Cellular component (GO): RNA polymerase III complex
Source: RefSeq, a predicted model, not a curated record